UGUGCUAGGCCUAAAACUGUGUGAGGUUACAAUAAUGACCGGGAAUAAGCCCAUAUCAUACUUAAUACUCAUUUGUGCUUCGGCCUUUCACUUUGUUACGACAAGGAGAUGCUUCUAAGUAGUAGUCGCUGCAUGGUUUUGAACUUGCAGUUUUCUCGGGGGACUUUCUUCAAACACCUUACGACUCGGAAAUCAACAACACUAUGUCAGCACGAAUCCACUGCAACUCUCUCCCACUUCGGAACCCUAACCUCCCGCCAGAAAGACCAGAUUCAUCUCUAUGUUGACGCUCUUCUUCAAUGGAACAAGCGCAUGAAUCUGACCGCAGUUAAAGACGUGAAUGAAGUCAUGGAAAGGCACGUGGAGGACUCGCUUGCGAUUUUGCCUCCUUUGAGCGACUGUUAUCGCACGCACUGCGGCAGUUCCGGCGAUAAGCUCAACCUUGUCGAUGUUGGAACUGGCGCGGGCCUUCCAGGAGUAGUUUUAGCCAUAGCUCGACCAGAAUGGGAUGUAACGCUUCUGGAGUCUAUGAACAAGCGAUGCGUCUUCUUGGAGCAUGUCGUCAGUGUUAUCGGUUCCUCAAACAUUCAAAUUGUAAGAGGAAGAGCAGAGAGUUUGGGGCAUGAUCUUUGCUUCAGAGAGAAAUUUGACAUAGCAGUGGCCAGGGCUGUUGCAGAAAUGAGAAUAUUAGCUGAGUAUUGUCUUCCCUUGGUUCGUGUCAGUGGAUUGUUUAUUGCUGCCAAGGGUCAUGAUCCUGAGGAUGAAGUUAAGAAAGCUGAAAGUGCCAUCCAGAAGAUGGGAGCAUCGCUAUUGCAAAUAUGCUCUGUGGAAUCGCAAAGCCCAUAUGGUCAGCGAACUGCUGUCAUAUGUUUAAAGGAUCGUCACACCCCGAUGAAAUAUCCCCGUGAUCCGGGUACACCAGCUAAAGAACCAUUGUAACUAAGGUAGAUGCUCAUUCUGUUAGCUUUGUUCUGUUAUUCUUUCUACCCAAUCCUAUCAUUUUUCUCGAACCGACGUGAAGCAUUACCGGGGAUUGACCCGUUUCUUUGACUAGUAAGAGUGACCUGUUGUGUACAAAAUAAAAUGUGAACUCGUGGCUAGAUUUUCAGUUCACAUGGGUCAAGCUUUUAUAGUUAUCUCUCCUCCUCUGAUGCUACUCUACCUGAAUAUAUACAAAGUUUUACAAUAA
Molecule: messenger RNA, 1189 nt
Organism: Gastrolobium bilobum
Lineage: Eukaryota; Viridiplantae; Streptophyta; Magnoliopsida; Fabales; Fabaceae
Exons: 7
Coding region: 109-939 (276 amino acids)
Biological process (GO): rRNA processing
Cellular component (GO): cytosol; cytoplasm
Molecular function (GO): rRNA (guanine-N7-)-methyltransferase activity
Source: RefSeq, a predicted model, not a curated record